This is a messenger RNA of Alexandromys fortis (reed vole), 1285 nucleotides long. It is a transcript of the gene Mia, whose product is annotated as MIA SH3 domain containing. Gene Ontology annotation, molecular function: protein binding. Lineage: Eukaryota; Metazoa; Chordata; Mammalia; Rodentia; Cricetidae. The transcript has 4 exons. Bases 18 to 419 code for a protein of 133 amino acids. The record is from RefSeq and is a predicted model, not a curated record. Gene Ontology annotation, biological process: extracellular matrix organization.
GUCAUUCUCAGUCCACGAUGGUGCGGUCCCCAGUACUCCUUGGUGCCAUCUUCUUGUCUGUUUUCCCAGGGCCCAGCGGGGCUGAUCGUGACAUGCCCAAGCUGGCUGAGUGGAAGCUGUGUGCGGAUGAGGAAUGCAGCCAUCCUAUCUCCAUGGCUGUGGCCCUUCAGGACUACAUGGCCCCCGAUUGCCGCUUCUUGAAUGUAUACAGGGGCCAAGUGGUGUAUGUCUUCUCCAAGCUGAAGGGCCGUGGACGGCUCUUCUGGGGAGGCAGUGUCCAGGGAGAUUACUAUGGAGACACGGCUGCCCGCCUGGGCUAUUUCCCCAGUAGCAUUGUUCGGGAGGACCUGAUUCUGAAACCUGCCAAAAUUGAUAUGAAGACAGAUAGUGUGUACCCAGGCUGGCUUCAAAAUUACUAGCCUUCAGCUCCAGCCUCCUGAGGGCUGCUUCGUUUUCAGGCAUGUGCAACUAGGCCCUGUUCAAUGCCGAGUGAUUUCUAAUUGGGAAAUGCAGAGGUUACAGGGCUGGAAGAUAAUUUGUUCAUUUCUGUGAGGUCAAACCUGGUCCUUGCACCGGUUUCCUAUCUACUGUUUUUUCCCUGUUCUCUUUUUCAGAAAUGGGAUUUCUACUGCCAGUGAGCUCAGCCUACCGUUGUCCCUGCCGUUUACCUUCCCAGCUUUAUACAAAUAGAACAGCCAACUGCAAACUGUUUUGUCUCUUUGGUUUUUGAGGUUGGGUGGACAUGUGCAAAGAAAAUGUUUUUUUGGGUUUCCGAUCUAGCCAAUCAAUGACCUGAAUGAGGUUACGUCAGUGGUUGCUACGUAGAGUUUUACUGUUGUAAGCCCUUCGCUCCUAGCUGGGUAAGGUCUGGGGCCCUGAGCAAAGGAAUAAACUAAACAGUACAAUAUAUGUAUGCUUUCCUCCCUGGGGAAGGAGUUGAACUAUUGGUAACGAGCCAGUUGAAUAGAUCGCACAACAGACUUGUUUGUUUGAGACAGGGUCUCAUUGUGUAACCCUGGCCUGGAACUCACUAUGUAGAUCAGGCUGGCCCGGAACUCAUAGAUAGGCACCUGCCUCUGCCUCCCUAGUGGUGGGGUUGAAGGCGUGCGCCAACAUGCCCGACCAGCAGAGGUUUUCUUGCAAAUGGGGAGCAACGUGUGCGUGCCCUCUCAGCUUUCCUCCUUCCUGCCUGUGGGGUUAGAAAUCGCACCCAGCGGCUUGAGAUCCCCUCUUCCAACUCUGUCCAUCCUGCCCUUGCCACUUCUUGGCAUUCGUGUCCCCACCC